Danaus chrysippus (African queen) is the source of this 1542-nucleotide messenger RNA. The record is from the annotation of a GenBank genome assembly. Lineage: Eukaryota; Metazoa; Arthropoda; Insecta; Lepidoptera; Nymphalidae.
AUGGUCGAGACUAACAACCAGAUGACGUACAAACUGUUGGAGCUGAUGCAGAGGACCGGCUACACCAUCGUACAGAGAAACGGACAAAGGAGGUUCGGGCCGCCUCCCGAUUGGACCGGCCCGCCGCCGCCGAGAGGCUGCGAGGUGUUCGUCGGCAAGCUACCCAGGGAAAUAUUCGAAGACGAACUCGUCCCACUGUUCUCGAGGGUCGGCAAGAUAUACGAGAUGCGACUCAUGAUGGAUUUCUCCGGCUCGAACCGCGGGUACGCGUUCGUGACGUACACCGACCGGGCCGAGGCCACGGCGGCCGUGAAGCAACUCAACGGCUACGAGAUACGUCCGCGACGACACAUCGGCGUCGUCAAGUCCGUGGAUAACUGUCGCCUGUUCGUAGGGAACAUUCCCAAGACGAAGACUAAGGAGGAGGUGAGGGAGGAGCUCUCCAAGCGCGUGUCGGACAUCGUGGACGUCAUACUGUACAAGAACUGCUUCGAUCGGAAGCUGAACCGGGGCUUCGCCUUCGUGGAGUUCACGUGUCACCGCGCGGCCGCUAUGGCGAGGCGGGCGCUGGUGCCGGGCUGCGUCAGACUGUGGGACCAGGAGGUCAUGGUGGACUGGGCCGAGCCUGAACCUGACGUAGACGACGACCAGAUGCAAAGGGUGAAGGUACUUUAUGUGCGUAAUUUCGAGAUUCGGACGACCCCGGACGUGAUCCAAAAGGUCUUCGAAUCCGCCAUUAAUCACAAAGUGGAGCGAGUAAAAAAAAUAUAUGACUAUGCGUUCAUACACUUUUACGAAAGAGAACAUGCAGAGCUUGCUAUAGCGAAAUUACAAAACGCAGACAUCGACGGUAGUAACAUCGAAAUAAGAUGGGCCAAGCCCGUCGACCGCGACCUGUACCGCAUACAGAAACUCAGUAGAGGCAAUGCGAAGUUUAACAAUAGCUUGGAUUUGACUCAGACCCUGUUACUUUAUAAACAUCACAUCGAAAAGCAGGAGUAUGUUAACGGUCCCAAAGACGAAGGCAUUGGCUCGGCCUGCGCCGGGGGCAGCUCCUGUUGCUCUCCAGCAGACACGAAGCCUCCCGUGUACUGUCAGCCCCCAGCUAACUACACUCUGGCUACUGUUAAGCUGGAAGCGAUGUGCAAACGCUACAUGUGGUCUCUGCCAAUAUAUGACUAUCAAAAGUAUGUGGAUCCUACUGGCACAGAGCUAUGGGUGUGUCGUGUGGAGCUGCCUCAAGUGGGUCUGCCGCUGCUGUCUGUGGCUCAACGUGUGGGUCCCCUCGCAACCCGAGCGUGCUUCUCGAUUGAACAAGCUCAUGUUGAAGCAGCGGAAUUGGCUCUGCAGGCUUUGAAGAUGUUGCGAGUGAACAUGAUCCACCAGUCUGCUGGCUCCCUGUAUUCACUGCCUGGGGCUUGUGUGGGUCUUCCUUGUGACUACCCCGUGUACUCUCUGGCGCCGGCCAUGCCUGCUCCUCUACCUGCGUCCCUGCCGACUCCACUUCCGGCCCCAAUACAAGCCAUUUGGCGUGCUGUUUAG